Lycium ferocissimum is the source of this 742-nucleotide messenger RNA. RefSeq lists its product as uncharacterized. The transcript has 2 exons. NCBI's taxonomy places the organism in Eukaryota, Viridiplantae, Streptophyta, Magnoliopsida, Solanales, Solanaceae. The coding region runs from base 1 to 453 and encodes 150 amino acids. The record is from RefSeq and is a predicted model, not a curated record.
AUGUUUACCUUUGGAUGGGAAGGAGUAGCACAUGAUGCACGAGUUCUUACAGAGAUUGUAUCUAAUCCAGAAAAUGGCCUUCCAUUUCCUCCUUCUAAUAAGUACUAUCUAUGUGAUGCGGCAUAUCCAAACACUCGAGGAUUUCUAGCACCGUACCAUAAUGUUCGAUAUUGGUUAGGAGAUUAUCAGCGUAAGAGGGCCAUAAAUAAGGAGGAAAAGUUUAAUCGUGCUCAUGCACAACUCAGAAAUGUUAUUGAACGUGCUUAUGGAGUUCUAAAAGCAAGAUUUCCGAUAUUGGAUAAGAUGCCUCCAUAUUCUAUUGAUGUCCAGAGAGAUGUUGUUGUUGCAUGUUUUGCAGUUCAUAAUUUUAUCAGGAAGGAGCGUAUAAAUGAUGAACUGUUUAAUCAAUACGAUUCACCUCAGUUAAUAUUUGACGAGGAAGAAGGAGAAUAGGAAGAAGUGUUGGAUGAAACAAGUGGACCCAGUUGGACAACUGAAGAUUCGCAGAUAAUGCACAAUAUGCGUGAACAACUUGCACUUCAACUAAUGCAAAGAAGAGGAAAUACUUGAGAGUUUUAUAUUUUCAUUAUUUGAAAUACUUCUAGUGUUUGAACCUUAGAAUUUGAUCUGAUGUAGUUAAUUAUUUGAAUUAUCUUAUACUUGAGUGUUUGAAAUGGAACGAGAUUAUGUUUAGCUGGAUGAUUUUUUUUGCUAACAAAUUAACGUUGCAUUCUGGAAAAAA